Calliphora vicina (urban bluebottle blowfly) is the source of this 813-nucleotide messenger RNA. Its product is annotated as F-box and leucine-rich repeat protein 13-like. Lineage: Eukaryota; Metazoa; Arthropoda; Insecta; Diptera; Calliphoridae. The record is from RefSeq and is a predicted model, not a curated record. The transcript has 3 exons. The coding region runs from base 1 to 813 and encodes 270 amino acids.
AUGAAGGCAUUAAAGAACUUAAAAUCAUUAACCUUAGCAGGCAAUUUCGAUAUAACGGGAAAAUACAUCAGCGACCUUAAAGGUUUGGAACAACUGGCUCUUAACAAUUGCUGCAGCAUAGAGAGCCAAUACUUUCAACAAAUCUUUGAAAACCUUAAAAAUCUGCUACUGCUCGACAUAAGAAAUUGCGGUCACUUGACCACAGAAAAUUUUCAACAAAUAUGUGACAAUCUUCAUCAACUAAAGACUCUAAAAAUUUCUACCACCAAAGAAAACAUAAAUUGCCUGGCAAAAUUACCCAAUCUUAAGCAAUUGGAAAUAAAUAGAAACAAUAUAUUAAGCCCUGCCAUAACUAAAGAGUUUUUAACUAAUUUAGCCCAUUACCAAGCUGAACAGUUAGAAGAAUUAAAGCUAAUAGACUGUGCUGACUUUGAUGCGGAUAAAGCUGGCUUAGUAACUAAAUUGUCUAAGUUAAAGGUAUUGCAUUGCAUUUGCAAUGCCUUUGAUGAUGAGAUUUUAGAGCAGUUUUCAAAAUUUAAGGAAAUAGAAGAGCUGUUUAUUAGCAACUGCUAUUUUGUGAGCAAUGAAAGUGUUUUACAACUUUUAGAAAACUGUCCACAACUAACCAGGCUUACGAUGAGAUCUUGUGGCGAUUUAACCUCAGAUGUAAUUAAAAAAAUUCUGCAAAUAUUCCAGCUGAAACGAGGGUUAUAUAAACAUCAUGUAAAACAUAUAGCCGUAAAACCUGUCCUAAAAAUUGUGGCUUUAAUAGCAAAAAUGCCAACUGAUUUGGCAUUUCAAAGACUCAUGUAA